AUGGUCCGGCACGACUCGGAGGUGGCGUCGGUCCGCGUGUACUCUCGAGACCCAGAAAGGAAAGAGGACGAGAGGCCUCAUCAUACGAAGGAUGAGCGGAAGACAUCCAAAGAUGGAGGCAAGCUCAAGGAGCUCAGUGAGGAAGACGAGCAGCUGAAGACGGAGUUAGAGAUGCUAGUUGAGCGCCUGGGAGAAGCGAACCAACAGCUAUACCGUCCAGCACUGGAGGCACUUCGGAAUCUGAUUCGCACGAGCACGUCGUCCAUGACGUCUGUGCCGAAGCCACUGAAGUUCCUGCGUCCGCACUACGCACACCUCAAGUCGCUGUACAACCAAUGGACUGUAGAGGAUGAGGAUCGUGCAUUGUUUGCUGAGAUCCUCAGUGUGCUUGCUAUGACGUACUCAAAUACAGGAGAACGCGAGACUUUGGCUUUCCGGCUCAAAGCGGACAAGUUGCGAGCGUCGACUACGGCCGAAGAUCUGGGCCAUUGGGGUCACGAAUAUGUGCGCCACUUGUGCACUGAGCUCGGUGAAGAGUACAAUGCUACGGGCGAAGAUGAGAAAGAUGUGCAAGAGUUGAUGCGUCUUGCGCUCCUCGUUGUCGACUUCAGUCUGAAGCACAAUGCUGAGGUCGAUGCCGUGGAUCUGCUGCUCGAGAUGGAGGCCGUGGAUCAGCUUCCUCAGUUUGUCGACAAGGACACAUUUGAGCGUGUGUGCCUGUACUUGGUGAGCUGUGUGAAUUUGUUGGUUCCACCCGACGAUGUCUUGUUUCUGCGCACGGCGCGCGAGAUCUACCGUAAGCACUCCCGCUUUUUCGAGGCAUUGGUGAUAAGCAUUCGUCUAAUGGACCCUACUUGCAUCCGUCAAGACUUUUUGUCCCCCAACAAUGAGUCCAUGCGUAAGCAAAUGGCGUUUGUACUGGCGCGCCAGCAGAUCCCCAUUGAAUGGCUUCAGGAUGAGUCAAACCCUAUUACGGAUCAAGCACUGAUUGACUGCCUGCUCCAAACUCAACUUUCUUCGCGAUUUAUCCAGUUCGGCAAGGAUUUAUCCAUCUACGAGCCCAAGACACCGGAGGAUGUGUAUAAAACGCAUCUAGAAACGGCCCGCGUGUCAUCGAUCGACUCGGCACGCGGCAACUUGGCCAAUGCCUUCGUGAAUGCCUUCGUGAAUGCGGGCUUUGGCAAUGAUACGCUGAUUGUGAAUGCCGAGGAAGGCGACAGCUAUGUGUACAAGACCAAGGACCACGGGAAACUCUCAGCUGCGGCCAGCGCGGGUAUGUGCUUGCUCUGGGACACGGAGCUUGGCCUGAGCCACAUUGACAAGUUUACGUAUUCGUCGGAUGAACACGUCCGGGCUGGUGCUAUGAUGGCGUAUGGUAUUUUGCACUCGGGAGUGCGCACCGAGAUGGAUGCCCCGCUCGCACUGCUGGCGGAGCACGUCGAGAGUAAGAGCAAACCGCUGCAGCACUCCUCGAUUGUGGGUCUGGGUCUUGCGUAUGCGGGCCAGGCGCGCGAGGAGCUUAUGGCCCUGCUGCUGCCGUACGUGCAAGAUGAGACGACGCCGAUGGACACGGCUGCGCUAUGUGCACUUUCGCUCGGCUUUGUCUUUGUGGGCUCCGCGCACGGUGAAAUUGUGCCCAGUAUCCUUCAAACCAUGAUGGAACGAGAGCCCUCGGACCUAAAUGACAAAUGGAUGCGUUUCAUGGCGCUUGGAUUGGCGCUGCUGUUCCUAGGCAAGCAAGAUGAAGCGGAUGCUACGAUCGAGACGCUCAAGGCGAUCGAACAUCCUGUCUCUCGCGAUGCACAGAUCCUUGUGGAUGCCUGCAGCUACGCAGGGACGGGCAAUGUGCUGAAAAUCCAGACGCUGCUGCACUACUGUGCGGAGCAUGUGUCGGCAGAGAAGAAAGAGGACACUGACGAGAAGCGAGAAACCGAUGAGCAGCCACACGACCUGUACCAGUCGUAUGCGGUCCUGGCCAUUGCCCUUAUUGCCAUGGGAGAAGACGUUGGUGCGGAAAUGACGUUGCGUCACAUGUCCCACCUCAUGCACUAUGGUGAUCCGGUCAUCCGACGUACGGUGCCACUCGCCUUGGCGCUUCUGAAUCCUUCAAACCCAGUGAUCACAGUCCUCGACACACUGAGCAAGUACUCGCACGAUAGUGACCUGGAUGUGGCACUCAACGCGAUCUUUGCUAUGGGCUUGGUCGGCGCCGGCACAAACAAUGCGCGGUUGGCGCAGCGCCUGCGUCAGUUGGCCAGUUACUAUGCCAAGGAGCCCGACUGCCUGUUUGCCGUGCGUGUGGCACAAGGACUAGUACACAUGGGUAAGGGCACGAUUGGCAUCGAUCCAUAUCACACGGAUCGCCAGCUGUUCAGUUUCUCGGCGAUUGCUGGCCUGCUUGCAACGCUGCUGGCCUUUACGGAUGCACGUGGAUUUGUGCUGGACCGCACCCACUGGAUGUUGUUCUGGCUCUCGGCGGCAAUGCGGCCACGCUUCCUUAUUACACUGGACGAAUCUCUGGAGCCUUUACCUGUGUCAGUGCGUGUGGGUAAGGCUGUCGACACAGUGGCGCAGGCCGGCAAACCGCGAACGAUUUCUGGCUUCCAAACACACAAUACGCCCGUACGCCUCGGAUCGCGUGAACGCGGAGUCUUGGCAACCGAAGAAUACCUAUCCUACACACCCAGUGUUUAA
Messenger RNA from Malassezia sympodialis ATCC 42132, 2694 nucleotides. RefSeq lists its product as uncharacterized. Gene Ontology annotation, molecular function: enzyme regulator activity. The transcript is spliced from 2 exons. The record is from RefSeq and is a predicted model, not a curated record. Gene Ontology annotation, biological process: proteasome-mediated ubiquitin-dependent protein catabolic process; regulation of protein catabolic process. Gene Ontology annotation, cellular component: proteasome storage granule; proteasome complex; proteasome regulatory particle, base subcomplex. NCBI's taxonomy places the organism in Eukaryota, Fungi, Basidiomycota, Malasseziomycetes, Malasseziales, Malasseziaceae. The coding region runs from base 1 to 2694 and encodes 897 amino acids.